Centruroides sculpturatus (bark scorpion) is the source of this 2659-nucleotide messenger RNA. RefSeq names its product nudC domain-containing protein 1-like. The transcript has 8 exons. Bases 7 to 1386 code for a protein of 459 amino acids. NCBI's taxonomy places the organism in Eukaryota, Metazoa, Arthropoda, Arachnida, Scorpiones, Buthidae. The record is from RefSeq and is a predicted model, not a curated record.
UUCAAGAUGGCGACCAGAUUAGAUUUGAGGCCCAACAGGAAUUUGUUAGACUCGAAAUUUGAAAGCUAUCGCCUUUCUUUAGACCCUCUUCCGAUAUUAAAACAAAAUCUACAAGAAGGAGUUCAAAAUGUCGAUUUGGGAGAAGAUAGAUUCUCAUAUUUGGAAAUAUGCAUGUCUGGUCUUUUCAAUCACUUAAAUCAAGAUCCUUGGGCCUUAAACUGUUUAUUUUAUGUAAAUGAAAGUCACCACAUUUGUUGGAUUUGCCUUUCACAGGAUGGCAGAUUGACAGAUAGAAAGUUUGUGUGGCAAAUUCCUGUCGAAUCUGGUAAUUUUUCAUCUAAUGCAAGUAUCAGCUUUCCGGGAAUGGAGUGGGCCGUUGUCAGUAAUGGAAGUAGAACAAUUUACAUUCUUAAUACACCGAGCAGGAGUCAGGGUGAACCAUGGCAGCUUUGUUUUACCUAUGAAGUUGAUGGCUGUUCUUCGCAGUCUCUUUUAUUCAAUAGUAUUUACAGUAGUUAUCCAAGCAGAAAUCAAAUAGAUUGUGUUCUUGCUCACAUUUCAAAACCACAUAAUGUACAAGGAAGUUGUAAACUACCUGAAACAACGAUUCACUUUAUACUAGUUCUAGAAUGGUUGACAUUUACUUGUGCUGUAGGAAAUGAUAAUAAUGUGUGGAAUUUGAAACGUCUGAGGCGUCUAGUAGGGAGUAGCAUACCAAAUUAUGUUGUAAUUGAACCAGGAGGAAGUGCACUGUGUCUUGCAACAGAAAAAGAAUUUAGUUUUAUAUAUGACUCAGGAAAGCAAGAAGAAAUUACAGUUGAAGAACAGAAAGUGACAAUAUUACUCCCAUUAUACACAUAUAUACAGUCUAUGGAAGAUGUCAAUGUCAUAUUUCGUCUUCCAGAAAAUAUUAAUACAAGUGACAUAUCAGUCAUUAUACAAUCAUCUCAUUUAGAAGUUAAGUUUAAAGGUAAAACUGUAUUGGAAGGACCUUUAUGCAACACUGUUAAUGUUGAUGCAAGUACAUGGAUAGUAGAUGGAGAAAAACUUGAAAUAACUCUCAGUAAAUCAGAAGUGGGGUUAUUAUGGUCCGAAUUAGUAAUAGGAAAUACUCGUGGGGAAGAAGUUAUGGAUCCUUCAUUAGUAGCAGAGAUUCAUAAUCGUUUGGCUCACCUCACAAGUGAAGUCGAGGUAAAUGACAAAAACAAACCUCCAUUUAAUGCUCAACAACUAGAAGAAUGUGAUAUUUCAAAUGAAUUUUUUCUUUUUAUGAGACUGGAUGGAAACACUCACAGAGUAACACAUCAUGUAAUGUAUUAUUUUUAUACUGUAUAUUAUUAUUAUUACUCUUUAAACUCAGAAUCAGCCAAUGGAAAACUUGUUUGACUAACUAGUUUUGCUAUACAAGUUCCCCUUGUAGCUUGAAGGGUAAAAACAAUAAUGUAUCAGGAGAAAAAAAAAUUUAAAAAGAGAUUUUAGUUUUCUAAAUUCCUUUGAAGUGGUCCUGUUCAUGUGGUAUAAUUCUCUAAUGCCUCUUUUUUUCGAGGGCUUUCCACAACAAUUUCUUUUGGUCUGUUAUCAUAUGCCUUCUCCAGGUCAGUUAAAAGUCAAUGAUUUGUUCUUUACCAUGCAGUUUUUCAGAAUUUGUCAACUAGUCGUACAAGAUUGAACAUGAGAAAGACGGUGCAGAUUUAGUAAAGUUUUGUUCCUAAUUAAUAUGCUGUAAGUCUUUUCUAAAUGUGUAUGAUAAACCCAGUGGUAAACUAUGCACAAACUACAUAGGAAUUUUUAAAAAAGGAGAUAUCAAAUACCUGUGUUACAUUCCACUGGCAUCUUUUCUUGUUUCUCCCCUUAGUAUUAGUAUUUUAUUGAAGAUAUUGGUCAUGAUUAUUAUAAUUUUGUUAUCCCAUGUGUUUCCACAUUUCUCGGUCUUGGCAUACUUCCUAUUCUUUCUUAAGUCAUUAUCAUUGUGAAUACAUUGAUCAAAUGGCAUUUUGGAAGGCUUGAAGGAAGGACAAAUUUUUUUUGGUCUGUUUCUGAUGGUGUUCUCAGCUUCAGUAAUUAUUAAUCUUUCACUUGUACAUAUUCUUGUUCUUUAAGCUUAAUUACUUAAGGUAUAAUUUUAUUUCUCCUUCCUUGUUACCUUUUUUUACGUUUUCUAUUAAAGUGAAUACAUUUCCUCCAUAAUGGUUUUAUCCUGUAGCAGGUCGAUUAAAAUUCUCAUUCCAAAUUUCUUUCCAUUUAUCCAUAUCCACAAACAAUACUCUUACAGUACAUUAUUCAUUUUAAAGCUCUUUUCUGUUGCCAUUUAUGAAUGUAUACAUUUCAAUCAGCUUUUCCCCAUUGUCAUAUUUCUCACUCUAGAGCAGAGGAACAUAAUCAUUUCUUUUUGGAAUUGUUUCUCUCAAUUUAUCCCAGAAUAUUAAUUCUUUUCCUUCCCCAAUGAAUUAUCUGUUGGAGAUUUGUAUGAGCUGAGUUUUGGUAAUGUGAUCAUACUCAAAUUUUUAGUUGUAAAAGAUUAUGCUUUGGCUAUUCAAUAAUAAAUUAUGGGGAUCAUAAAAUGUGACUUUUUCAAUAUGGCAUAGUUAAUAAUUACUUGUUAACAAGUAUGUUGCGGUAAGAACAUUUUCAUAUAUAGACAUUUUAAAUUUAAUUUUUG